AUGGAGAGACGCACUGCAGAAAGUCCAAUGGACUUCGAAUGGCAGACUCGAGCUCCUGGAGAUAUCACUUCGCCAUUUUAUCAGCUUGGUCUGCAACAUGAUAAUCAGAAAAAGUCAUUUGUAUUUGACUCCCCGCUGAAGAAGCAAUCUGCUCCGACACAAUCGUUUAAUUUCUCGCAACCAUCUCCGCAGCGUAAUGGAUCACCGAACCGGCCAGAUGCGAUCUUUGGCAAAUCUUCCUUCCAGACCCCUCGCAAGUUCGAUCUAGACUUCUCUUCUGGCGCAGAGAACAUGUCCUCGCCUGAAAACGCCGAUAAUGAAGGUACUCCUGAAUCGAUACAGGUCAACAAGAAUGAAAGACGAAAUUCAUUGUUUCGGUUCUACGGUCGAUUUGCGCCUAGUCCUGGAAGAGGAGAAAUUCCUCGCGUGACAAAUCACAAAACUGACCACGCGCGGAGGAUUCAUAAACGCAAGAUACGUGAUCGUGAUAUAAACCGGCAUUUACGCAGAGAUAGUGAUUACGAUAGUGAUCGACCUAGUAGCCGGGAAGAAGCGCAGCAACUGUCCAAAUUUGAGACCAAAAAGUUCGAGCAGACACCGUCGCCGUCGCUACCACCUCAGGGUUCCACAUGGGCACACUUCUUUGCCUUUCUCGAUGAACAUCCCAAUCUCCCAGCGAUUUUAUCUUAUUGGUUACAGCUGGUCUGGAACCUGGUUCUGUUUUCACUGGUGACGUGGGUUGUCGUUUCGUUCGUUCUGACGAUCAAACAAGAUAUCGAUCACGCGGCGGAUGCGAAGAGGAACGACAUACUUACUGAGAUAUCGACCUGCAAGGAGUUUUACAUUCAAAACAGCUGCAAUCUCGCUAGUCGACCGCCGGCAUUGAACGAGGUUUGCAAUAAUUGGGAACGGUGUAUGGAUCAGGAUCCGAACCGGGUGGCACGCGCGACGGUCUCUGUGCAGACCAUCUCAGCUAUAAUUACUGGUUUUGUUGAUGCGAUCAGCUUCAAAGCAUUCUCUUACUUUCUCUUAACAAUCACAACCAUUACAAUCGCCAGCAACUGGUCUUUCAUUGCAUUACGACACCAAUAUACGAAAAAAGAAGAUCGACGCCCAUACCCCAACUCUCAACAUCCACAAGGACAACCUUCUUAUCAGCAUCGACAAGCUCCUCCAGUUUCGUAUGCUGCUGACGGUAAUCAGUACCCACUGGAAUAUCCCAAAACACCCGGCCGUGGCGAGGAGAGUCCCUCACGUCGUCAACGAAACUAUCAGGACGAUGAUGAGGAUAAUGACCGGCAAUCACGUCGUCUGCUUCUUGAGAAUACACCCUCGCGGGAUAUGGCUUUUGUGACUGGUCGAUCUAGAGAGCGCGAGCUACAUGCGCGUACGCCUAGUCCGUCGAAGAGGGAGAGGUGGAUGUAGUUCAUCGAUUCUCUGUCUUUUCUUUUCUUUUCUUUCUUCUUUCAGCAAUUCAUCUGACUAUUUUACUGCCUAUACCAGACAAGUUUGGUGCUACCUCUCUUUUUGGUUUGUUAUUAAUUUGCAUUGGCAAGGCCGGGUACAGGAAUACUAGCAUAGGAUAUGGGUUGAUAGGUGUACUAUUUUACGGCUUUGUGUUUUUUCUCAUGUAACUAUUCAUGUAUAUAAUAUUUGAACAAUAUACCAUUAAUCAAUUAUUUUGACUAUAUC
Molecule: messenger RNA, 1692 nt
Organism: Talaromyces stipitatus ATCC 10500
Lineage: Eukaryota; Fungi; Ascomycota; Eurotiomycetes; Eurotiales; Trichocomaceae
Product: nuclear envelope protein Brr6, putative
Exons: 3
Coding region: 1-1425 (474 amino acids)
Biological process (GO): nuclear envelope organization; lipid homeostasis
Cellular component (GO): nuclear membrane; nuclear envelope
Source: RefSeq, a predicted model, not a curated record